AUGAUCCACUGCCAUCCCAGCUCUCAACCCGGUGGCUCUCCAUCAGAGAAGAACUCACAAGUCUGGCCAGACUCUCAAUACCUCGGUGGCUCAACACAUGGAGCGACUCGCAAGUGGAACUUCAUGGAUUCUCUGAUGCUUCUCAAUUGGCAAUGGCUGCAGUCAUAUACAUAUCCGUUCACGACUCAAACGGCGCCACGUUCUCACUUGUGUGCUCCAAAACUAAGAUCUCAUGCAUCACGCUGGAAGGAUUUUGUCAGGAACAGGGUGGCUCAAAUUCAAGAACUCACUCCAGCUGCUCACUGGAGAUACAUACCUGGAACUUCCAAUCCGGCUGAUUGCGCAUCACGAGGCCUCACGACUGCUCAGCUUCAAAACCACGCACUUUGGUGGACGGGACCACCAUGGAUACUCAAGCCAGACUCAUGGCCGUCGCAACCAGCACUCUCUGACGAGAUGAGUGCAACAGAAGCUCGCCCAGGCGUUUCGCUAUUGACGGUUACGCCAAAGGCUGAAUAUCAAUGGGAACUCAUCUACAGGCAACUCAAGCAACAUACGCACGAGCUCAAGGCAUUACAGGCAGACUCACCGUUGGCAAAGGCGCACGCAUUCAACAGAUUGACUGCGUACAUCGACGCUCAAGGAGUCAUUCGCGUCGGCGGACGACUCGCUCACGCAGCUCUCUCAUUCGACGCGAUACAUCCUGUUAUAUUGCCUCGUCACUCUCAGCUGUCGUCAUUGAUCAUCGCUCACGCUCAUCAACGGACUCUACAUGGAGGCACGCAGCUUACGCUGUCACACAUCCGACAACGAUACUGGAUUCUCGGCGGGAGGGCUCCUGUCAAGUCUCACAUCCUGCGGUGUGUCACGUGUGCUCGUCAGAGGGGGAUCCGUGCUCAUCAAUUGAUGGGCCAACUAUCUCUCUCUCGGGUUACGCAGGCACGACCGUUCACUCAUACAGGUGUAGACUACGCAGGGCCGCUCACCGUCAAAACGUGGAAAGGAAGAGGUGCCAAAACGAGUAAAGGCUGGAUUUGCGUUUUUGUCUGCUUCUCAACCUCAGCAGUACAUCUCGAGGCGGUCAGUGAUUACUCAACGGAGGGAUUCAUUGCCGCCUAUCGACGCUUCUCAUCCAGACGCGGCAUUGCUCACACCUUACACUCCGACUGCGGCACCAAUUUCAUCGGCGCGGAUGCAGCUCUCAAAAGGCUGUUCAUCCAGAGCACUCAAGAACAUCAGCAAGUUUCUCACCUGCUCUCUGAAGACCACACCCGAUGGGAAUUUAAUCCCCCAGCGACACCUCACAUGGGAGGAAAAUGGGAGGCCGUCGUAAAAUCCAUCAAGUAUCACCUACGGCGGACCAUUGGAGAAAGCGUGCUCACCUUUGAGGAGCUCACCACAUUGCUCACUCAAAUUGAAGCAAUUCUCAAUUCGCGCCCGCUCGAACCAUUGAGUGACGACGCGGACGACAUCUCAGCACUCACGCCAGGCCACUUCCUCGUAGGAAGUCCGCUCACCGCCAUACCAGAGCCCUCACUCACCGACCUGGCAAUCUCAAGACUCUCUCGAUGGCAGCUCAUCCAGCAGAAGACACAACAUUUCUGGACACACUGGGCAGCGCAUUACCUACAACGACAACAAGCCAUCUCAAAGUGGCACCACAGGAACAACGCGAUCAAGAUCGGAUCAUUGGUGCUCAUCACCGACGAGCGGCUACCGCCAUGCAAAUGGCCGCUAGCCAGGAUCACGGCUCUACAUCCUGGGAAAGAUGGUCUCGUGCGGGUGGUGACUCUGAAGACAGCCACUACCACUCUCAUCCGACCAGUGGUCAAGCUCUCCGUCCUGCCAAUCUCAUCAUAA
Vollenhovia emeryi is the source of this 1860-nucleotide messenger RNA. RefSeq lists its product as uncharacterized. Bases 1 to 1860 code for a protein of 619 amino acids. The record is from RefSeq and is a predicted model, not a curated record. Lineage: Eukaryota; Metazoa; Arthropoda; Insecta; Hymenoptera; Formicidae. Gene Ontology annotation, biological process: DNA integration. Gene Ontology annotation, molecular function: nucleic acid binding. The transcript has 3 exons.